CUGAAAAUGAGAGUUCAGCACAGCAUUGCUUCACUUGGGAUGUAAACAGUCCAAAAUGGCACUAGGCAGCCUGGAUGUGAUCUAUAUCACCAUGGAGUCUGUCAUCGGGAUAGCUGCGGUGGUGGGCAAUGCCUUGGUGAUCUGGGCAGUGAAGCUGAACCCAGCCCUGCAGAAGACCACCUUCUUCUACAUCGUUUCCCUGGCCCUCAGUGAUAUUGCCAUGGGGAUCCUUGUCAUGCCGCUGGCUGUCAUAGUGAGCCUUGGAGUUGUCACCCAUUUCUACUCCUGCCUCUUCAUGUGCUGCCUCAUGAUGAUCUUCUCUCAUGCCUCCAUCCUGUCUCUCCUGGCCAUUGCAGUCGACAGGUACCUGCGAGUGAAGCUGCCGACCAGGUACAGGGCAGCCGUCACCAAGAAAAGGAUCUGUGUGACCCUGGCACUCUGCUGGCUUGUGUCUGUGCUGGUGGGGCUGGUCCCCAUGCUGGGAUGGAACCGGCACACGGGCAGCUCCAGCCACAUCGAGUGUCACUAUCUGGCUGUGAUGAGGAUGGAUUAUGUGGUGUACUUCAGCUUCUUCGCCUGGAUCCUCCUUCCCUUGCUCGUCAUGUGUGCGCUCUACGCCGAGAUUUUCUAUAUCAUGUGGGUAAAACUGAGCCCCAGCUCAGCAAGUGGAGAAACAGCUUGUGGGAAGGAGCACGAAAUGGCCAAGUAUCUGGCCCUCAUCCUCUUCUUGUUUGCAGCAUCUUGGCUGCCUCUGGGCAUCCUGAACUGCGUUUCCUACUUCUGCCCCUCCUGCAGCACCCCGCAGGCUCUGACGUACCUGAGCAUCCUGCUGUCCCACUCCAACUCAGCCAUGAACCCCAUCGUCUAUGCCCUCAAAAUCCAGAAGUUCAAGGAAACGUAUGCUUUCAUUCUGAGGAAUUACAUCCUGCCCCAGAAGGCAGAGUCCGCUCUUCCUAGUGCACAGCAAACAGAGCAGGGAGCGAGCAGCAUCUGAGCUCUCCAGGCUGGGUCAACUGAUGGGAGCAACCAGAGAGUGUGGACAUGGCACAGACACCGAGAUGCUCCUCAGAUCACGCA
Messenger RNA from Neopsephotus bourkii (Bourke's parrot), 1077 nucleotides. Its product is annotated as adenosine receptor A3-like. The record is from RefSeq and is a predicted model, not a curated record. Gene Ontology annotation, molecular function: G protein-coupled adenosine receptor activity. Gene Ontology annotation, biological process: G protein-coupled adenosine receptor signaling pathway. The transcript has 2 exons. The coding region runs from base 56 to 994 and encodes 312 amino acids. Lineage: Eukaryota; Metazoa; Chordata; Aves; Psittaciformes; Psittacidae. Gene Ontology annotation, cellular component: dendrite; membrane; synapse.